AAUAGAGUUACGAUUACAAGUUUCCAUCUCCUAAAGUCACCCAAGAUGAGGUUCUUCUUGUCUCAAGAUAACAUGGCCCCCCAUACAAUAUCCCUCACUUAAGACAAAAGUUACUGUAAACACACUAUGAAGAAAAAGCAGGAGCCCCAUCAAGAUGAACAACAUGAUGUUGAAAUCCUCAAGGCUGUGGCACAAGCCUGGCAUGGCCAUUCCAGCAGCCGUGGAACCACUGCUGAAUUCGACGCCCAGCGCCAUAAUUUCAAGAAUAAGCCAUCAAGAUUCAAGCUUGAAGCUAUAAACAAGGCAACCUCCAGGGAAUAUGAUGGCACAAUUAGUAGAUGGGAUUUCAGCCAGUCUCUUUGGGAUUCUUAUGAGUUACUCAAUGUGUCCAAAAAGUUAGAAACUGGGCUAAUGCUGGACCAUCCAUUGGAUGGGUCAAUCCAAAUUGGGCAGAAGCGGAAAGAGAGUAAGAAUAGCUUAAGAAAAUUACUCAAUAAGGUGUCUUCAAGAAGAUAUAAUGAGGCUGAAUCAACACUAGAUAAGGAUGGCUAAUUUCAAGUAGUAAUAUGUAAAAUUUGGUUUCAUUUUCUAAAAGAAGCCCAGAGAGCUCUGUUUUUCGAUUUUAUGCUGAUUCUUCUAUAUCUUUUACGCGAUUUUUCAUAUACUUAUCAUCACUUAGCUGAGGGAAGCACAAGAUGCAUUGUACUGAAGCCUGCAACUUCAUCCAUCCACCAGUUGAGUGAAUAAAUGAAAAAACAAGGAGUGGCUAACGUUUAGCCACUGGGUGGGGAUGUGUUGGUGUUUUUGUUCCCGUCCCACGAGUCAAAGUCCCCACACUUUUCACAUCAGUUAGAAGAUUAGUUGAGCUGCACUAUAUAGAAAACGAAUCAUAUGCCUUAGGGAUAGGAGAUUUAGGAAAUAUUUUCCUCUUUCCUCAACUGAAUUAUUGUACCUUGUUUUCGAAGAUUCUUUCAAGAUUGGAACUUGAAGGGACCAUUUUGGACCGGGAGAGUGCCCUUCAAGUCUAGAAGGGGUGGGGAGGGAGCAGUAAUUUGUGAGCGUGUUGUGCAAGAGCUGGACAUUACAGUAAUGAACAAAUAGGCAAUUUCUCUAUUAACAAACGGUUAGUAGUAGAGUCUAACUUAUGUGCACGGACCGUAAAUAGUUUUCCUAUGAUCUACAAUAACAAGAAACUAUGCAUGUCAAGUUUGAUUUGGUACCUCAAAAAUGCAAUAAAUUACCUGCUAUUACUGGUAAAACUACAGUAAUAGUGUACAAAUGCUUUAAUUGUUAGUGUAUAUAACAUAAAUCCUUAGUAAAACAGUUGCUUUAUUGUUUUUUCUACUUUCAACUUGAGGAUUAUGCUUUCUCCCUUUUCUGCUAACUGUUGCUAGCGAUAACAGAAUAAAAGUAGAAGAUUUGUUUUCGUAAGAUGGACAACCUGUUGAGUUUUGGAUAUUGUUGAAAGUGAGGCUUGCUUCUUCUAAGUUUUAGAUGGAUUAGGAGAAGCCGAUGCAAAUUAGAUGAGGGAAAAAUCUGGAUGAUACCAAAGCUAGUCCUAUUUGAUGAACUUGAUGCAAAAUUAGAUGAGCAAAUAGCUAGUAACUUCAAAUUUCAUUACAUAUCAAGUAUUUGCAUACAGAUUAAAAGUAAAUAGAACUGUAAAGACAGUCUAUGGUCAAGUGCUAUAAGACAGACAUUUUAUUA
This is a messenger RNA of Solanum stenotomum, 1707 nucleotides long. RefSeq lists its product as uncharacterized. Lineage: Eukaryota; Viridiplantae; Streptophyta; Magnoliopsida; Solanales; Solanaceae. The transcript has a single exon. The coding region runs from base 127 to 552 and encodes 141 amino acids. The record is from RefSeq and is a predicted model, not a curated record.